AAUAAGCAACCUCAACAUCCUCGCAAAUCCGAAUGCAAUCAAUAUGCUGCUCCCCCUCCUCGCCACCCUCACUGCCCCCGCCCCGCAAACCCUCCACACAACCUCCCCCACCCGCGCAACAGUCUCCUUCACCGUGACCACGCGGCCCGCGCGCACGACACUGGGCGCACAUGCACUGCACUGGAUGAACAUCCUCUUGCGAGUGCUGCUGGGUUUGACGGCGGUUGGGGUGGUGUGGGCGAAGUGGAGCGCGGGGCGGUAUGGUGCUGCGGAAGUGUUCAAGGAGAACGGGGAGGUAGGGGUGUGGGCGCAGAGGGUGGUUGAGGGGGUGAGGGGGUGGGGGUGGGGGUAUGUGUGUGCGGGGGCUGGGGGGGUGUUGGGGGUUGUGGUGCGGAGGGGGUAUACUGAAGAAACCCUGACAAUCCUCACCCACCUCGGCAUCCAACUCUCCACCUCGCCGCCCACGUACCUGCAAUCCGCACGCCGCCGCUUCAUCCCCUCGUCCGAGAUCCAGGACCUGAUUAUCCACGAGGCGUUCCGCGGAUUCGAGGUGCGAUUCUACCUGGCGAUUGUGGUGCGCGGGGAGGGCGACGUGGUGGUUGUGUUUCCGGAGCUGCUGCCGCGGCGGGCGAUGCUGGAGGAGGUUUGGCGGGGGGCGCGGGGGUGUUUGUGGGAGGGCGAGGGGAGGGGGAGAGAGAGCGGGGCUGGGGGGAAGUGA
Molecule: messenger RNA, 718 nt
Organism: Boeremia exigua
Lineage: Eukaryota; Fungi; Ascomycota; Dothideomycetes; Pleosporales; Didymellaceae
Product: GPI-GlcNAc transferase complex, PIG-H component-domain-containing protein
Exons: 2
Coding region: 44-718 (224 amino acids)
Biological process (GO): GPI anchor biosynthetic process
Cellular component (GO): glycosylphosphatidylinositol-N-acetylglucosaminyltransferase (GPI-GnT) complex
Source: RefSeq, a predicted model, not a curated record